Messenger RNA from Spodoptera frugiperda (fall armyworm), 4810 nucleotides. RefSeq lists its product as uncharacterized. Bases 313 to 2973 code for a protein of 886 amino acids. Gene Ontology annotation, molecular function: protein binding. The transcript has 6 exons. The record is from RefSeq and is a predicted model, not a curated record. NCBI's taxonomy places the organism in Eukaryota, Metazoa, Arthropoda, Insecta, Lepidoptera, Noctuidae.
CCCACAACUACACCAGUCGGAAACGAAAUACCGUCGUAUGAAUACGUCUCACUCGCCCGCGCGCACGCGAACCCAAGUUAUUCUCUUCGUCACACAUUUGUGACUGUAAGUGGAGUGAAACUUAUGAAAAUCUCAAGCAAUUAAUAAAAAUACAACAGUUUAGUGAAUACUACACACAAGGUGCCAUUCCACGGAUUAUUCUGACACAUUUCAGUGGAUGUUCGCGCCACGAAUUUUGUUUUUGUUUGCGCGGUUUAAGCCGGUGCACUAAUUGCUGUUGCGGAGUGUUCAAUGAUGGAGUGACAGUUGAAAAUGCGGUGGUUCAAGAAGGGCGAGCCGCCGCGGCUUCUGGCCGUCACGCCAGACGAACCGCGGCCCACGCGUCGGUCAAGAAUCGAUCUAUCCCCAGUGCGCUACCCGAAUCGGAAAAGUAGCAGCAGCUCGGUGGAAACCAACUUCUACAAUCUAAGCGAUCAAAUAAUAAUCGUUGAAAAAUCUCCACAUCGCCAUCGCGGCGAGACUCCAGUUAGUCGGCGCAUUUCGCUACAAAACGGCCCCACUUCACCACAGGAAAGUUAUAAUACAUCGCGCAAAAACCGCGGAGGCUCGCUAGAGAAAGAGUAUAUGGUUUGUCGAGAAAAGCGAAACCCGUUGCUCGAUAAAGUAAAGAACACUAAACUAUCUUGCUUCAAAUCGAACGGUCCAUUGCGGCACGGAGAUGAUGCCGCCUCUACAUCUGGAAGUGAUUGUAGCGGAUUUGGACACGUAGAAGAUGUCACUAAUUGUCGAUAUCCAAGCAAUUAUGCUGACAGCCACAUUGAAUUCGAAAAUCAUAAUCCUUGGGUCAAAAUGCCCAACUACGACGAUGAUGUCUUUUUCGUUAAAAAUAUGACUAGUCCGGUUGAGUGUCAAUGGAGGGAAGGCAAAUCAUUUACCAACAGAGGCACUCGAUGUUACAGCUCCGGUUCAGAAUGUGAUCGAUAUCAUGCAAUACCUAAAGCCGGAGCAAAACUUUCUAAAUCAAGCGAUCAAAUAUUUAAUGAUGACUAUGAAGCAUAUGGCGAUGUACCCAUGGCACUCAACCCACAAAAAAAGACUGAUAAACUUAAGACUAAGGAUGGCAAAGAUUCUGUAGGGCCCAGUUCAUGUCUCUCGGCAAAAUUAAGAGCUAUGUCAGACCGAUACCUGAAGUCAUCAACAAACCGAUUUCUAUCAAAGCUUUACCGACAAGCGGGCGAAAAUGACGAGGAGGUAAAUGGAAGCAAUGACAAUAUUUUAAAAACGACUAGUGCAGCUACCAAGAGUCGCAAGAAACGAGGUGGUGUCAAAGCUAAAUUACGCAGUUUCUCGUAUGGCGCUUUACCUGGUUUAGAAGAGUUCCAAAAAGGGCAUUCGGUAUUUCACGAUGAUGUAUAUCAAAUAUCAUGUGAUGAUGAAAACGUGCUAAUACAGGAUUGUGAAGACGCAGAUUCAGGCAUUCUUGUUAAUGAAUCUGCUGCCUCCUCCAUUUUCGAUAGUGACAGGAUAUCGUCACGUUGUGAAAGUUCGGCCUCACAAGCGACACACACACUUCAUCCUUGCCAUGGUCGGAGUGUCUCUGGAGACCAGAGCUAUAUGAAAGCCAGAACAUCAGGUAGAAUGAGCAGAGAGAGGAAAGAAUGUCCCAGACCUAGACCUAGACAUACCCAAAGAGCUUUAUCACUUGAUCGUAAGGAAAUUCUUAGGCGUAUGCCAAAAAAAGAAAAUGAUUACGAAGAACCACAAUACCUUCAGCUAACCGAAAAGCAGCGAAUGCGACAAAGAGAUGCCAGUCAAGAUUGUGGUAUUCCGCCAAUCCCUCCUUGCAGAAAACCGAGCAGAGGUAGCAGGUCGGACAAAACACAAAAUGAAUUUAAAGUUGUCAGAAUAAUUAGGAAUAAUCCGUCAGAUGAACUCGGAAUAUUUAUUGCCAAAACCAAAUUAACUGAUGAAGGUCAUGUGGGUUAUCUAGUCGCGCAUGUAGUUCCGGGUGGAUUAGCUGAAAAGGAAGGCACACUACGCAUAGGCGACGAACUACUAAAUGUUAAUGGUCGAAGACUUCGCGACCUCACCAUGUCUGAAGCCAAAGAAGCUCUCAAGUCAGGAACGGCAGAUAUCGACAUAGUGAUUUGUAGGCAACGAGAAAAAUCUGUAGACGCUAGACAAAGGGAACCGUCCCAAAGAAGCGUUAUACUAAUGAGGGAAAGUUCCGUGGACUACGAAAACGCAAUUAUAUUAGGGAAGGAAAAACGGGCUGACAAAUGUGACGUCAAAAUAGUUCGACGUCGGUCGCAGGAUGAGUCGGCGUGUAAUCAUACUGCGCUAUCAGCGGCGGACGAGUCGACCGACAGCGCUGCGACGGCACACUCACACUUCCUCAAGGGCCAGAACGCAAGCUACAGCAGCAUGAACAACAAGCUGUUGCGCCGGCAGGUCGUGAGCUACGGUGGCGCCAAUAAAGAUGCGCUCGCGCUCAGUUGUGCCAUCGACGUCGUUAACGUCGAUACGCCGGACGGUAUUGAACGGACAAAAAGUAAAGACGACAGUGAGAGUGAAACACAAACGCCAAAUGCAGCUAACUUUUGUACGUUACCACGGAGACCAAGGGCGCCGACUCACACCUACCACACCAUCACGUUCGAGAAGGGCCAUGGAAAGAAACCUCUCGGCUUCACUAUUGUUGGAGGGCGCGACUCACCCAGGGGUCCCUUGGGCAUAUUCAUCAAGAGCAUCUUACCCUCAGGACAAGCCAUUGAUGAUGGCAGGCUGAAAGCAGGAGACGAGGUACUUGCGGUGAAUGGACAAGCAUGUCAUGAGCUGGCGCAUGUAGAAGCACUAGCGCUCUUCAAGUCAGUGCGCAGUGGACCCAUAGAACUUAGGGUCUGCAGACGAGUUAAGAAUUCACAAUCAACCAAAGCCAAAUCGUGCACAGACCUUCUCAAUGAUGACGAGUGAAGCUACUUCAGAAGAUUUUACUGUACAUAGCAUGAAUGCAUGGAACUACUUUUGCAUGCCGUAUUUUAUUUCGUUUAUUUAAUUUCUGCAUGAGAGCACUGUUAUUUGAAAAAUUAUUACUUGUUACAAAAUAUAAUCUUAAGUUGCUAUCAAAUAGCUAUAAAGCAAUCAUAUUUAAAAGAAGUUUAUAAAACGUUUUUAUUGCACAGCCUAUUUGGUCAAAAGCCGCGUAUCUAAUCAUGGUCUGUAUUAUUCUUUAUUGAUGCAAAGUGCUCUAUCAUGAAAUCAAUGUGUCAUGGGCCUCAUCCAACCGUGUCUUGUACUACUUCAAUCGUAAACUAUCUAUCUUUGAAUGUGCCAUUUAAUAGUAGUUGCACAUUAAACGCUUUCACUUAGGUUAACAAAAAAUCUUGCUAAAUCUUUUCGAAAUGAAUUCUGUACCUGACUUAUUUCUCUGUAUUUUCCUUUUAAUUUAACAACGCUCAAACCUAGUGGAUACCUAAACUGAGAAAUCCAAAGAUAAAAUUAGGUAUUUCUGAAUCAAUAGAUUUUCCUACCUACGUUUUAAUGUACCUAUUUCGAUAAGAGAAUCAUGUAGAUACACUAGACUUAGAACUAGAAAUCUAGGCGUAGACGGUUACGACAAAUAUUACUUUAGAUAUCUAAAUAAAAACUUAGUAACAAUUUCUUGGUCAAUAGAUUUAGAAAAACAAAUAAAUUGUAUGUAAUAUCGAUAUUGAUGAAAUUGUAAUAACGUGCAAUAAAAUUUAAUCGACUAUUUUAAAAGUAGAAACGUGCACUCUUGAAGAUCUGUCUACUGUGAUAGUUUAUUUUGUAUUAAAUUUAUUUUUGAGACCCUUUGAUUUGGGAAAUUGUAGAGGGAUUUGACAUAGAUAAGAACUAAGAUCUUUGAAAUAUGAAUACUGGCAAUACCUAGCAGGUAUUUACUAAGCUAUGUCAAGCACCUUUUACAAUAUAUCUUAAAAACUUGUUAGACUGAGCCAUCGUUUGUUAAUAUCUAAUUAUGAUUCGUUUUUCGUUACAGCAUGUUCUGUGAAUUAAUCUUAUUUAAUAUAUUUCUAUCUAUUGUUGUAGGACCUCAAGACUUUUUGAUAUGGCACAAAAUAUUUCCAGUGAUUUUAUAAUCUUUUUAUUGUUGCUGUACACUUGUAGGUAUAAAACAAGCAUGUAUUGAUUUUUUACUUGAAUUAUUUGCUAUAGAAACUAGUGUAAAACAAGAUUGUAAAAUAACUAGUAGCUAAGACAAUUUUUAUGUACAGAAAAAAUACUCUUAUGUGUACUUUGAUUCGCUAAAAAUAAUUAUGCAGUAUCUAACAUCAGAUCAGUAAUAUCUUUUACUUUUCUUUCAAUUGACUGUACAAGUUUUUGUUUUUGUAAUCACUAGUUGGCGCCACUGGCGUAUUAAGUCUUACUUACCAAACUUGCUUACCUUGGUGAAGUAGUCUUAAGAUCUUAAGUACUUUACAUACUAGCAAAACAAAAACUCUAAUUAAUCGAAUUUUAGUAUACAAUACAGUAUUUAUUUCUAGUUUGCGUAAGAAUAUUUAGUUUUUUCAACCUUUAUUGCCAAUGCUGUUAUUUUUCAAUCUUGUUUUACAAAUUAUACUUGCAACAAAUAUUAUGUAUACCCGAUGUUCGCUCGCGUUUUAACGAGUGAUAAAUUAAUCUGUUUCUUAUUAGUUAUUCAAUUAUUGUAAUUACGUAGAUGUCAUUUUCUAAUCGUUUGAAAAGGCUUAUUAUUUUAUUAUAGAUAGGUACAUAUCAUAAAAUUAUAAUUGUAAUAUUUGAUUGUUUAAAUAUAAUAAUCAUAAAUAUA